Molecule: messenger RNA, 598 nt
Organism: Ipomoea triloba (trilobed morning glory)
Lineage: Eukaryota; Viridiplantae; Streptophyta; Magnoliopsida; Solanales; Convolvulaceae
Product: kirola-like
Exons: 2
Coding region: 30-485 (151 amino acids)
Biological process (GO): defense response
Source: RefSeq, a predicted model, not a curated record
CACUACUCUCUUUGAGUGUUAGGUAUAAGAUGGGGCUAAAAGGGAAGCUACUUGGGCAGAUAGAGAUUAGUUUUCAUGGAGAUUUAUUUCAUGAAAUCCUUAGAGCGAGACCCCAUCAUCUGCCCUCCAUGAGCUCAAUUGUUCAUGCAGUUGAUGGCCAAUGGGGAACUCAAGGUUGUACCACCAUCUUUAAGUUUACCCAAGAUGGAAAAACUGAAAUUGCGGAGCAUGUUAUGGACACCAUAGAUGAUGAGAAGAAAUUAUUGAAAUAUAGGGCAAUAAAAGGUGACGUUUUGAAAUCCUAUAAGAGUUUCAUCAUAACAUGUGAAGUUGAUACUAAUGGUGAUGACAAUUUGGUGACUUGGACUCUUUUGUAUAAAAAGCUGAAAGAGGAGACUCCUGAGCCGUUUACCUAUCUAAACUUCUUUUUUAAACUAACCAAAGAAAUGGACAAUCACCAUGCCAAGCCGAGCCCGGCCCAUUAAUAUGAAAUUAAUGGUAAUAAUAAUUAGCAAAAAUAUAUUAAAUAAUGGAUGCUUUGUGAUGUAUCUGUGCCUCUAUUUUCAAAGUGUGUUAUGUAAAAUACAGUAAGGACUUA